AUGAAGGUUGCAGUGGAAAGAACUUUGUCGAUCUAUAUAACUUGUCACCCUGCGUUCUUCGAUAAGCUUCCAACUUUUUGGGCCGUUAAAUCAAAUCUUCAGGUUUCCAGAGGACUUACAACCAGCCGGGGGCCUGGAACUACUUACCAGUUUGCUUUGUCCUUGGCAGAGCAGCUAUUUGGGGAGUCUGUUGCUAGGGAGGUUGCAGAAUUGUUGUUGAUGAGAACGGAUGAUGAUAAUGCAACUAAGAAGGAGUUCAAUAAUGUUGAAUGGUCUGUUGGCCAUCACGCCCCUAGUGUCCUCAUACCAAUUGCACAUGGUUCUGAAGAGAUUGAAGUAGUGACUGUUGUAGAUAUUCUAAGGCGAGCAAAAGCUAAUGUCAUAGUUGCUUCAGUUGAGAAAUCUCUUGAAGUUUUGGCUUCUCAAGGAACGAAAAUUGUAGCUGAUAUAUUAGUUAGGGAUGCUCAAGAGUCAGCACAUGAUCUGAUUAUUCUUCCAGGAGGAACUGCUGGUGCUCAAAGACUAAGCAAAUCUAGAAUUCUGAAAAAGCUUCUUAAAGAACAAAAUUCGGCUGGAAGAAUAUAUGGGGCGAUCUGCUCUUCACUUUCCAUUCUACAUAAACAAGGUUUACUUAAGGACAAGAGGGCCACAGCCCAUCCCUCUAUCUUAAACAAGGUUAAAGACGAAGCAAUAAAUGGUGCCAAAGUAGUUAUUGACGGCAAUUUGAUCACUAGUGAGGGACUUGCCACUGUCACAGAUUUUUCGUUGGCCAUUGUGGGCAAGCUAUUUGGUAAUGGAAGAGCUAGAAGUGUAGCAGAAGGCCUUGUUUUUGAGUAUCGUAAGUAG
Molecule: messenger RNA, 846 nt
Organism: Sphenostylis stenocarpa
Lineage: Eukaryota; Viridiplantae; Streptophyta; Magnoliopsida; Fabales; Fabaceae
Source: the annotation of a GenBank genome assembly